CAGUGCAGCGACUGGUGCAAAUGUUCUCGUCAUGACAUGAGCUGCUGCUGCCUGGACCUGUAGGAACAAGCUGGCGCAGCAGCAGUCAAUCCACAGCGUUGAGUCAAGCUGCAUCAUAUGAGAGGACUGAGAGACAAGCUGCAUCUCUGCUGCUGCUGAGAGACACACGAGAUGACAUAAGCUAGCAUUACCUUGAACACCUGGAUCAGAUUGUGCUUUAUAGUCAGUUUUAUUGAGCUAUUUGCUGCUUAAGCUUGCUAUAGAAGCAGGCCAAGUCACCAGAUGCUCCCAGCUGAGCCUCCCUCCUCACAUAGAUGUCAUAGAUCCGACCUGCUGCAGGCUGUAAGCGUUAGCUCGCCGCCGCCGCUGCUGCUGCUGCUGCUGCUGCUAGCCUCCAGACACUGAAGUGGCCACAUAAACAUGCGGAUCAUCGAGGCGGAGACCCGCGGGACAUCUCUAAACAACGCCUUCUGCAGAACACGAGUCUCCACUAGCCGCUGACUGGACUCUGCAGGAGUCUUUGUAGGGGAAAGAGCGACGGAUCUCCAGGACCAGAUUGCCCGCUGAACUUUUUGCAUCUCAGACAGAUCGCCAGGGACCAUGCUGACCAUUCUAGCUGCUGGGUCUAUGUUCUUUCCAGGUCUUUUCCUGCUGUCCAAACAAUGCCUGAAGUCAAUUCCAGCGCUAAGGUGGAGCGAAGGAGAUGCUGUCAUUGUAUCUGCAAGGUUGGUUUCAUCAGUUCAGGCAGUCAUGGCCUCCUCAGCUGGCUACAUCAUUGCUUCUUCCUGCGAGGACAUCCUCGAGGACCAGCAUUGGCUGACAAGCGCUUACAUCAUGUUUGCUGUCCCCUACUUUGUGUACGACAUCUACGCAAUGUUCAUGUGCUACUGGUACAAGCUACGGGUCAAAGGGCAUGAGGAGGCCUCGGCAGCGCCCCAGCACAUGAGCACAGCAAUGACCAGCUACUUGCGUCGCGAGUUCCUCAUGGUGCUGCACCACGUUGUCAUGGUCACCGUCUGCUUCCCCGUCUCUGUGUUUUGGCGAAGAAAGGGAGAUUAUUUCCAGGGCGUAAUGUUCAUGGCUGAGCUCAGCACUCCAUCUGUCUGCUUAGGAAAAAUACUCAUCCAGUACAAACAGCAACACACUCUCCUGCACAAAGUGAAUGGGGCUCUUAUGCUGAUCACUUUUUUCAUCUGUCGAGUCCUCCUCUUCCCUUACCUCUACUACGCCUAUGGAAGGUACGCGUCCAUUCCCUUCCACAUGGUGCCCCUGUCGGUGCCCUGGCACACUAACCUCGGUGCUGCUCUGCUCAUGGCGCCCCAGCUCUAUUGGUUCUCCCUAAUUUGCAGGGGUGCCCUGCGACUAUUCACGGGCUCCUCCCGCUCUCAGAGACCGCGCGCGACCACUGGCGCCGCCAAGGAGAGGCAGACGGAUGGCAACGCGUUGCCCCAGCCCGCCAACGGCUACAGCACGCGCUCCUCAGAGCCCGAGCUGGCCACUCACUGAGAAGAGUGGAGGGGAGGGGAGGUUGGGGGAGGGAAGGAAGGCGAAUGUACCAAUGAGUAUGUAAAGGAAAGAAAGCUGCGAGGGGAAAAAGUGAGACUUGAAACAAGUAGCAAUAUGAAGAGAGCUACAGACGAUGGCCUCAAAUCAUGCUGAAGUGUUUGUGUCCAGCAGUCACACUCAAAAUGAUUUUGGUCGCUGGCCUUCAAACACUUCAGCUUCUCAGUUUGUAGGAAACAAGUUGGAGUGUUAGUGCACUCAGUAUUUUAAAGAUGUCAUCGGGCACUGUGACAGAUAGGAACAUGCACUGACCUGAGAGGAAUCUGCCUGGAUGUAUAGCGAGCAUAGGUGGCUAUUUCCCUCAUGUAGAUCAAAAUUCAGUCCUCUCUGCCUCACGGUAUAGGAAGAGCAGGAAAAUAGGAAUGUAUAAUAUUGUAUGUUUAGUACAUUUGCUGUAGAUGGAAGGCCUAAUUCAGUUUAGUAAUGAAAGAAGACCUUCAAAGAAGAAAAAAAAAUCCCGGCUAAGCAGUAUUUUGACUUGUUAGUGUUUAAUAUCUGUAUCCUCUAUGUAGUCACUGUCACUCUAACAAAAUGUAACCAACCUGCAGACUGACUCAUCUUUUAGAAGGGAGAUAAUCUCAUAAGACUGUAUUCUGCUGCCUUAUCCCUUUUCCCCCCCCAUUCUUUGCAGUUUCUUUAGGUUUUAAUUUAUUUUUUAUCCUCAGAGGAGAAGGACGAAACAGAAAAAUGUGACGGGUGUACAUAGCCGAUGUAAAAUUGUCCUUAUUUCCAUGUCAGUAUUAGGUCAAUGUUGGUUUUCACUUUUAUUUAAUUUUUUAGGUUUUGUUUCUAAAGAUGUUUUUGAACAAUGACAUUUCAGCAUUACAACAAAACAUUUCACCGUUUUACAGCUUAGUGUGCGCAAACCUCCCCCGGACGUCACGGCAGUGCUUCACGUUUCAGUGUAGAUAUGACUUCAUUCCAUUAACUGGUAUCACAAAGUGUUUUUUUUUGCAUACAAGGAAGUGACGCACAGUAGCAGUCACUUUAAAAUGAGUGUUUUUUAGUUUGGUGCUGAUAUAAAUCUCAAAAUAUCCAUUUGAUUGGCUGGAAUAUUUCAGUAAGGGAUCCAUAAAAUUUGAGGAUUUAUAGAUUUGUCAGGGGAUUUGCAAUGUUUGCAGUUUGAAGGGAAACAAAAGCGAAAAGUAGUCUCGCAGGGACGUGUUCCCGCAUGAUAGACAUGCAGCACAUUUAUUAUGAUGUUCCUCAUUUAUUUUUUAACCAUUAUUAAGUCUAUGAAUUGUUUUAAGCCUUUUACAUUGUACGAAUAACUUCAAUCAUUUAGCCGUUUAUUUGAGCCACCGGUUCUAUGAACCUCUUAUGAACAAACUGGCUAGUUUUAUCAUUUCAUGUUUGUUUUAAGCAGCUUCACUGUCCUAGAAAUGGGUCAAGAAAAAAUGAAAACAAAGCUCAGAAACCAUCAAGACAGGCCAGCGUGUGCCAAAACAUCCGGACAACUGUGGGCAUGUUGAACACAGAGCAUCCAUUCCCCCCGUUCCAUGAACUCGUAAGGUACUGCUUCUUGACGAUACUAAAACAUUUCAACUGAUGUACUGUAUAUUCCACAAAAUGCUCGUUAUUUAUUUGUAAGUAUUUAUUUAUUUAUUUAUUUGGUUUGUGGUUUUUGAAUGCAUAUUUAUGCAUACAUAUUAUACUAUAUGCUUCUGAGCCUUAUGUGAAGGCUGUAUUGUUACUCCAACUUAGCUAAAAUAUACUUCUCUGUCCUGA
Molecule: messenger RNA, 3291 nt
Organism: Sebastes umbrosus (honeycomb rockfish)
Lineage: Eukaryota; Metazoa; Chordata; Actinopteri; Perciformes; Sebastidae
Gene: tlcd3bb
Product: TLC domain containing 3Bb
Exons: 7
Coding region: 601-1506 (301 amino acids)
Biological process (GO): lipid homeostasis; ceramide biosynthetic process
Cellular component (GO): endoplasmic reticulum; membrane
Molecular function (GO): sphingosine N-acyltransferase activity
Source: RefSeq, a predicted model, not a curated record